UUAUUUGGUCCACGCCUGGGUGUUAUUUUUCCUUUCAUUCACACCACUUCUUCUCCUUCUUCCUCAGCAAUCUCUUUUUCUUUCUCAGUUCUAAUUCCAAUUCUCUUCGAUCUCUUCAAUCUUGGAUUUGAUCAAUCAGAACUCCAAAAACACACUUUCCCCUCCCCUCCUGAGUUGAGUCAUAUUUGGUAGCUUUUGAUACAAGGAUUAGAGAUUAUGCUGCUGGUUUUUUAAAGUUUCCAAUUUCUGAUGCUGAAGGAAUAAGACAUAAAGUUUUUUCCUUUACAAGACUGAAAAGAUGUUGGAAGGUGGUGCUAAAUUCCCUGGAUUAAUAGAUCUCAACAAGCAUACAACUGACAACUAUUAUGAUUUCUCUCAAGGCUUUUACCAUAAGCUUGGGGAGGGUACUAAUAUGUCGAUUGACAGCAUGCAAACAAGUAAUGGUGGGGGAUCUGUUGCGAUGUCCAUAGAUAAUAGUAGUGUUGGGUCUAAUGAUUCCCAUACUCGCAUAUUGAACCACCAAGGGUUGCGGAGACGUGCAAAUGAUAACUACUCUGUUCAAAACAGUGUAAAUCGUCGAGGAAGAGUCACACAUGCAUUGAGUGAUGAUGCUUUGGCUCAAGCUCUAAUGGAUAGCAGUUCCCCAACUGAGGGGCUUGAAAAUUUUGAUGAGUGGACAAUUGAUUUGAGGAAGCUUAAUAUGGGUGAGGCCUUUGCUCAAGGAGCUUUUGGGCUGGCUACACUAAAGCAUCCUAAUAUAGUUCGUUUCAUUGGUGCAUGCAGAAAACCGAUGGUAUGGUGCAUUGUAACGGAAUAUGCCAAAGGGGGUUCUGUUAGACAGUCUUUAAUGAAGCGUCAGAACCGGUCAGUUCCCCUAAAAUUGGCUGUCAAACAGGCUUUGGAUGUUGCUAGAGGCAUGGCAUAUGUUCAUGGACUUGGGUUGAUCCACAGGGAUUUGAAGUCUGAUAAUCUUCUGAUUUUUGGGGACAAAUCAAUUAAAAUUGCUGACUUUGGUGUUGCUCGCAUUGAGGUGCAAACUGAAGGAAUGACACCUGAGACUGGAACAUACCGUUGGAUGGCUCCGGAGAUGAUCCAGCAUAGGCCUUACACACAAAAGGUGGAUGUGUAUAGCUUUGGGAUUGUUCUUUGGGAGCUUAUCACCGGAAUGCUUCCAUUUCAGAACAUGACAGCAGUGCAGGCUGCAUUUGCAGUUGUGAACAAAAAUGUUCGC
Messenger RNA from Arachis duranensis, 1231 nucleotides. Its product is annotated as serine/threonine-protein kinase STY13. Gene Ontology annotation, molecular function: protein kinase activity; ATP binding. Gene Ontology annotation, biological process: protein phosphorylation. Lineage: Eukaryota; Viridiplantae; Streptophyta; Magnoliopsida; Fabales; Fabaceae. The record is from RefSeq and is a predicted model, not a curated record.